Molecule: messenger RNA, 1287 nt
Organism: Bipolaris zeicola 26-R-13
Lineage: Eukaryota; Fungi; Ascomycota; Dothideomycetes; Pleosporales; Pleosporaceae
Exons: 4
Coding region: 1-1287 (428 amino acids)
Biological process (GO): nucleotide-sugar metabolic process
Molecular function (GO): dTDP-glucose 4,6-dehydratase activity
Source: RefSeq, a predicted model, not a curated record
AUGAGUGCCUUGGAGAUAUCUAGCGAAGUAUGCGACGUCCCAAAUGGCACCCAUGGCACAAAGCGUCGCCGGAGUUCGACUGUGCUUAACCCAAGGAGUUAUGUCAAAGAGAAGCUUUGGACACAAGCUCCAGUAUUUACGGGUAGCACAAACUUUGAGCCACUUGCAGACGCGAAGAACAUAUUGAUCACUGGUGGCGCCGGCUUCAUAGCCUGCUGGUUCGUACGCCAUAUAGUCCUUACGUACCCCCACUAUAAUGUGGUUUCCUUGGACAGAUUGGAUUACUGCGCAACACUCAACAACACGCGCAUUCUCGAUGGCCGACCGAACUUCACAUUCGAGCAAGGUGACAUCACCUCGCCCGCUACUGUGAAGCGUGUGCUCCGUAGGCACAAAAUCGACACCAUUGUCCAUUUUGCGGCGCAAUCGCAUGUUGACCUCAGCUUUGGCAACUCGUACGAGUUCACGCACACAAAUGUUUAUGGAACACAUGUGUUGCUUGAGAGAGCAAGGGAACAUGGUGUCAAUAAAUUCAUACACAUCUCGACAGACGAAGUAUAUGGUGAUGUGCCUGUUGGUGCAGCGGACCUGAGCGAAACGAGCAUAUUGGCACCCACAAAUCCAUACUCGGCCAGCAAAGCGGCGGCGGAGAUGAUGGUCAGCGCAUACCGGAGCAGCUUCAAGCUGCCCCUAAUUACAGUCCGGGCGAAUAACGUAUACGGGCCACAUCAAUUUCCCGAGAAAAUUAUACCCAAAUUCAUCAUGCUCCUACAGCGAAAGCGGAAGCUUCUCCUCCACGGCGACGGCUCACCAACGCGGCGUUAUCUCUACGCAGGCGAUAUUGUAGAUGCUCUGGACACCAUUUUGCACAAGGGUGACAUUGGGCAAAUUUACAACAUUGCCUCCAAGGACGAGAUAUCGAAUACGGAGAUCUGCUAUCUUCUCCUCGAUAAUUUCGGCAUCCCGCGAGAUACGAAAAGCGAAUUAACACAAUGGAUUCAGUAUACCGAAGAUCGCCCCUUCAACGACCAGCGGUACGCAACAGAUGGUUCGAAACUUGCUGCGCUGGGAUGGCAGCCCAAGACAAGCUUCGAUGAAGGCCUCCGGAUUACUGUGGAUUGGUAUCGUAGAUUUGGCGAAGUGUGGUGGGGCGAUAUCAGCCGGGUUCUGACGUCUUUUCCCGUGGUAACAGGAAAUGAAAUCAGGACAAAGGAGGAGCACGAAGACUUACCAUCGUCUGACGGUGAGGGGACGCACGAAGAAGAUAGUGCAGUAUGGACAAUCUAG